CAGUUCAGGGGCAGCCCCCCUUCCUACCCACCCCCAUUUCCCCAUUUAGGGGUCCGGUGGGCAGGAGACGGUGUACGUGCGGACUGGGCUGCAGGCCUGCUGGAGCGUGUCUUGGAGCUCUGGGCCGGGACCCCGCCCACGCAUAGGUCCCAGAAGGAGCUGCGAGAAAAGGGGCCGCUGCGGGUGCUGGCGCCGCUGAAGGACGUGGUGCUGAUCGAGGGCAGCACGGCCAAGCUGACUUGCCGCAUUUCGGCUUUCCCGGACGCGUUCAUCCGCUGAAGCAAGGAUGGCAAAGAGCUGCGCGACAGACCCAAGUAUCGCUGCGUCUUUGAGGACCCUGACGUAGUGGCGCUGGUGGCGCGCGACGGCGAGCCGGCAGACCCAGGCCAGUACAGCCUCAAUGUAACCAACCCCUUCGGCCAGCGCUCCAACUCGGCGCGCGUCCUUGUAGAAGUCACGGCUAAGGUUUCAGAAGGACCCGACAACGCUAAGGCGCACAAAGGCACCCCGGUAAUGCUGACUGCAGAGAUCUUGGGCGCACCUCCGCCCGACGUGGGCUGAACAAGGACUACGAGGACGACAGGCAAGGGCCGGGACCUGCAUCAAGGGCAGGGUCUGGGGGUGUUCUUCGAGAUCCGCGAGAUUGGCGCGAUCGGCGCCACCACCACGACGCUGACCAUUUGCCAGGCCACACCUGAGGACAGCGGCAGGUACGAGGUGUAGGUGGACAUGGACCAGAGCUUCGCGCGGGGACGUGGCCUGAAGGAACCCACAGACUUCUCGUCCUGACCUCAAGGCCAAGGGUGGAUGGGACCGACAACCCUUCCGAGUCUUGCUUAAUAAAGCUGCUCUCUCUGACCCUCCUCGUCUGUUCUGUGCUGCAGCAUCGCCUUCUCUCUCCCGGGCCUCCACCCCCACACUUAUUCCAGAUCCACAGGCCAAGGUCACAGAACGCUAGAGUCAGAGGAAAGUUACGAGAGUGCCUAUUUCUUGCUUCACUUUACAGUCAACCCGAAAUAGGAUCUCUCCUACCGUCGGACUUCCCGGUGGACCCUCCCCAUCUGUUCCCUGCGGAGCUCGACUGGCGGUGCAGCCGGGAUUCCGCCCUCCCUCUUGUCGCCGGGUUCAGGCCCCGCCCCCCAGGCUCUGCGUGCUCUGGCCCCGCCCCUUCCAAGGCAGGUCACACUCCGGUAGUCUCCUGUCGCACUUCUCGGGUAACCGAGUUCUCCACUUUGGCCGCUGCCCUUGAGCCCAUUCUCGGACAGUUCAGGUCCCCAUCUUACAUUCCAGUCUCUGCGGCUCAGACUCUGUUCCUUCUUCUCACUUAGACUGGCCCCUCGAUCCUUUGGCAAGGCUCCCCGGCUUUUGCCAUCUCUAUCCCUCCGUC
Chinchilla lanigera (long-tailed chinchilla) is the source of this 1387-nucleotide messenger RNA. RefSeq names its product CAVP-target protein (gene Spegnb). The annotation marks the transcript as partial. Lineage: Eukaryota; Metazoa; Chordata; Mammalia; Rodentia; Chinchillidae. The record is from RefSeq and is a predicted model, not a curated record. The transcript is spliced from 3 exons.